This is a messenger RNA of Helobdella robusta, 576 nucleotides long. RefSeq lists its product as hypothetical. The coding region runs from base 1 to 576 and encodes 191 amino acids. Lineage: Eukaryota; Metazoa; Annelida; Clitellata; Rhynchobdellida; Glossiphoniidae. The record is from RefSeq and is a predicted model, not a curated record. The transcript is spliced from 4 exons.
AUGUUACAGAAUGUUACUGUUACAGAAUGUUACAUGUACAGAAUGUUACAUGUUACAGAAUGUUACAUGUUACAGAAUGUUACUGUUACAGAAUGUUACAUGUUGCAGAAUGUUACAUGUUACAGAAUGUUACAUGUUACACAAUGUUACAUGUUACACAAUGUUACAUGUUACAGAAUGUUACAUGUUACAGAAUGUUACAUGUUACAGAAUGUUACUGUUACAGAAUGUUACAUGUUACAGAAUGUUACAUGUUACAGAAUGUUACAUAUUCGAGCCGUUCUUGAUUCUGAAAACUGCUUACAAAAUGGUUACAACAUCAUUACAAUUGACUACAAAAUGAUUACAACGUUAUUACAAAUAUUUAGAACAGUCCUACAAUUGAAUAUUAAAUCAUCAGAAAUAUGUGUAAGCAAUUCUGAACACUUGAAUGAUAUCUUGGCUCCCGUUUCAAGAGUCUUCAAUCACGAACACAACAGAGUGCCAUGCAGGAUCGGAUAUCUCAAACUUCCACUUCAUCCGCCCUACAUCUGCUUUCGAGUUAAUGUUCUCAACGUUUGUCAUGUUAAAAGUUGA